UAAGAAAAGAUUCAGCCGUGGACAACUCAAACCAACAAAUAGCCCUCCUCUAGCCUAACGUGCAUCGAAUUCUCUGCUGCCUCUAUCUCCGGCUGCCUUCCCCUAACCCCAUCAGCCUCGCGUGCCCUCAUCGCCACCUCAUUGUAAGUACCAUGAUGGGAGACACAAAAACAGUAGCAACAGAAGCGCAGAUCAUCAGUCUUUGAACGAACACACGCUACUCUGAACGAUACCGAAAGACGAACAAGAAGAAAAAACUGCGUAGCGUGCGCAGCAGCGGUGGCGACCCGGACGGUGGCUCUGCCGAUCGAUUGUAAUUGCGCCUCCGACGUCGUCAUCUUUUUCUUGUUCCUAGUGACAGUGUCUCCGUCUCUGCUACCGUUGUGCCGUUUGGCUAUUAUCUAUCUCAUUGUCGCCUUGUUGGUGAAGUGCUAGUGUCGCUGCCGCUAGUGUCGUCGACGUCGCACCUCAGGCGGGUGCCUUUGCCUCGCAUAUAGAAGAAAGAAAUCUGUUCCCGCUGGAUCUAAGCACUAGCACCAUAGCGUAGGCGGUUCAGAAGCGUACGGUUUACGAGCGAUCUUAGUAUCUACCACGCCUCCUUCUUUUUCUUCUGAUAUUUUGGGGUUGCUGCUGGUGUCGUUUGGCCGCAUUGCUGCUGUCCGCCGUCGCCUCCGGCUGAAUACGACCUAGCAUAGCAUGGGGUUCGAGCCAUGAAUGAAUGGUAUUUAUUUUGGACUGCAUCGCGUCGUCAGUCUGGGAUGCUUGCACGCGUGUGCGGCUAUUGUUAGAAACAACAGCAACGCUCGCGAUCCCAUCUUUUCUCGCCCGCGUUGCGGCUACCCAAGGUCAUGAGGAUCACGUCGGCCCGCUGGGCUACUGCGAUCCGCGUCACAAUCACCGCUUAAAAUCUACGCAAAGGCAUCUAAGCUAGAACUUCCAUCGAAUAAUUCCAUCACUCGGCACCACCGCCCGAGAUAUAGUUGUUGCCAGCAACUUUCAACAAAAGAAGACAUGGCAUCCUCGGCUAAUAUGACUAAACUUUUGUCAGACGCGGUUGCGUUGCCCAAAUCUGUGUACAACGACCCAGAUACGUCUAUAGCGGACAUGACUGCCCGACAACUGUGGGCCGCCUUUCUUCAUAUGGGCGAUAACCGAAUUACACAUUGGACUCUCAUGGGCUCUCCAUUCAAGGUGCUUUCGGUGAUUGGCGUCUAUCUGAUCUUCUCUACGAAGCUCGGUCCGUGGCUGAUGCGCGAUCGCGCUCCCCUCAACAUUCGACCUAUAGUUAUUGCGUACAACAUCUUUAUGGUUCUGUCCUCUGUAUACUUCUGCGUGCUAACAAUAUAUUAUGCAUUCAUAAAAUCACGAUAUUCGUUGAUCUGCGCUAGCAAUGACUCUGCUACAAAUCCAUACGCACAACUGAUGUUCGACCACGCCUGGUGGUACGUCAUGCUUAAGGUCGGUGAACUGCUAGACACAGCGUUUUUCGUCCUACUGAAAAAAGAGACCCAUAUAUCGUUCCUACACCUACUUCACCAUUCGCUGGCGCUGUGGACAGUAUGGCUGGACGUCAAUUUGGGCAUUACGGGCCAGACAGCGCUAUUCCCCAUCCUGAACUGCUCAGUACACGUCGUUAUGUAUACGUACUACGGAUUAGCGGCCCUUCCUAAGGAAAUCCGGCCAAAUCUGUGGUGGAAGAAAUAUGUCACGCAGUUCCAGAUCACUCAGUUUCUUCUUCUAAUGCUACAUGGAUCAGUGCCGAUCUUUUACGAUUGUCAAUUCCCUCCUCUGAUGGCAUCCCUGAUGACCUUCGAAGCCGGCUUGUUUACGUAUCUCUUCUCUGAUUUCUAUAUCAAGACUUACUUGAAGACGUACCCGAAGAGCAUUGGCGACAAACCUACGAAGACCGACUAGCGAUCCCCUUCUAAUAAACUUAUUAUCACACACAGCAAAAACGACUUUAUUAUUGCAAUCGAUGUAUGACAGAACAUAUUAACUUUAAGUACCACACGAACAUUUUGAAUGAAGGUGAGUCAGGGCUUUCAAUCUACGACAUGGAUCUAAGACUGUCGAAUUACACGUAACAAUCAUUCAGAAGCUAUUAUUAAAUAUCCUCUAUUUUCAAUAUGGAUCAUGUAAACAGGACCUCGUCUACCCCUUCUUACCUUCAGCGUUUUUUCUCUCGUUAAAUUUCCACAGCAGUGUUUGCGCAAAUUCGAAUUUAACCCGACACUGUUACGGUUAGUAACCCCCUUGCCCAAAGCUGAAAGCACGUGACGCCUGUUGCGCAGAUACAACGAAACGCAAACAAUAGAAGACGAUCGGGGCGAAGGCGAUCUACGCAAUAGAAAAACACACACUAACGAUGUGCUGCUAAUUACCUGACUAUGAAGACCUAAUAAGUUAUAGGUUCUAGUUGCAUCUGUGGCGGCGCGAUUGACAAGGACCUAGCAUCAAAUGAAACAUUGUUUUACUAUAAUAUUUCAAUUGAAUAUCCAAACAUCUAAUCUAAUAGAGAAAACAUUUCUUCUCUAUAUACUAAUAGAUAUCAACGUAAUUCAACGAAAUCUGCCGAAAAUCACUAACGAUUCAAAAUAAAUUCUAGAUGGUCCUUAGUCCGGAAGCUGGGGCCGUGCGUUCGUGAAGCGUUCGGAAACGGAUAACGUACGCAAUUGUAGGUUAUUGGAAUCACAAAAAAACAUAGGCCAUAUUUGUGUCGUUUGCUUACAAUGUUACAGCUGCAAAAGACAAGUGGACUAUACAAAUUAAAGAUCUAUAUUAAUAUAAUAUAUAAAAAUAAUAAACAGAAAUACUGAGAUGUCUAUUCAGCUAUUGAAAUCUAGGGCUUUUAGGUGUUAUUGAGGUCAAUUUUAUCACUACGUAUAUCCUUUUUCCCAAAUACACUUGGUAAUAAUAAAUCUCAG
This is a messenger RNA of Varroa destructor (honeybee mite), 2924 nucleotides long. Its product is annotated as very long chain fatty acid elongase 7-like. Gene Ontology annotation, molecular function: fatty acid elongase activity. Gene Ontology annotation, cellular component: endoplasmic reticulum membrane. Gene Ontology annotation, biological process: sphingolipid biosynthetic process; fatty acid elongation, monounsaturated fatty acid; fatty acid elongation, saturated fatty acid. NCBI's taxonomy places the organism in Eukaryota, Metazoa, Arthropoda, Arachnida, Mesostigmata, Varroidae. The record is from RefSeq and is a predicted model, not a curated record.